AUGGCCAACCCUAUUGCCUUCCAGAAUCUAUAUUUUGAGCGACUAACCGAUUUUCCAACAACGGUAGUAUGUCGCGAAUGCCGUUACAGUGUAUGGCCGAGCCAGAUUGAGAGUCAUUUACAGCAUGCCCACCGUUAUCUAUCAUCUACGCUCCGGAAACAGCUUGCUGAGGAGGUUCGCAGCUGGCCAGAUAUUGCCAUUAAUCCAAUUGAAUUGGAUAUUCCACCAACCCGAAUUCGGGCUAUUCCCCAGCUCAUUGGUCCAUUGAAUGGUUGGCAGUGCCAGUUAUCACCUGAAUUAUGUUGGUAUUAUUUUGCAAUUAUUGAUCACCAUGAUGUUGAGGAUGAGCGGGAUAGGAUGGAUGAGGCCAAUUCUAUCUCAUUACCCAAUGCUGCGAUAUUCUGGGAGCAAGCUAACGCUAAAUUUGCUGAGUUUGAGAAGAAGCUGGUGGAGAAGAUCGCCCAAGGACACGUGGAUGAGGCCAAUCCAUGGCUCCGUCGAACUGGAUGGUUGCCAUAUUUAAAACCGUUCACAUUCCAUGCGCUGCAGGCAUUCAUCGAGGCGCCUGAGCCACCCAGUGAGGAUGAGAACCAAAGCACCGCCAUCCCCGAUACCAAAACAGCAGAGAAAUGUGCCGCGUGGGCAGUAUGGAGCGCCAUGGGGGAAGUGGGACGACUCAGCCAGCUAUCCGUGUUACACAUGGGUGUAUUUGUCCGCAUGGAAGCUAUUUGUUCUGAGAGGAAUCAGACGCGGUAUCAGCCACUGGAGGCAUAUCAGGAUGCCAACGCUGUGACGGAUCGAGUAUUUCGACCAGGAGAACGUCGUCCAUGGGAGUCCCGUUCCAUUCCCAGUUUGCCGCCGUCAUCCGGGGAAUCCAGGGUUGAGACCAUGGCACCACAACGUGUCAGACCCCGUGGUGAGGAAGAGAUGUCAGAUCGGAGCAGGGACCGGUUGGAGGGUGAUGCAGACCCAGAGGAGGUUGAUCCCAGAGAGGAUGACGACGAGGAGUACGACGAGGAGAACAAGGAGGAGGAGGAGGUGCCCCCAUUAACACCGAUCCAGCAGGCAUGUUUGGACUUUUGCAUCGAGCUAUUGAACCAGCGGAUUGUCCGUCGCGAGUACGACAGCGCGUUGAUCUGUGCCACUGCGAUCUUGGGAGCUUGA
This is a messenger RNA of Talaromyces stipitatus ATCC 10500, 1164 nucleotides long. RefSeq lists its product as uncharacterized. The record is from RefSeq and is a predicted model, not a curated record. NCBI's taxonomy places the organism in Eukaryota, Fungi, Ascomycota, Eurotiomycetes, Eurotiales, Trichocomaceae. The transcript is spliced from 3 exons. Bases 1 to 1164 code for a protein of 387 amino acids.